Lymnaea stagnalis (great pond snail) is the source of this 30300-nucleotide messenger RNA. The record is from the annotation of a GenBank genome assembly. NCBI's taxonomy places the organism in Eukaryota, Metazoa, Mollusca, Gastropoda, Lymnaeidae.
AUUCUCAUUUAAUAUUAUAUGUAAAUUUGUGGUAGUUUCCAGAAAAAAAAUCACUAAGCUGACAAUUCUUAUGUUUAAUUUUGCGUGGGGAAAAAUCCGUUUCUCUCUCUCUUUAAAAUCAAUAUAAUAUAGGUAUAGCCUUUUUUACUUUCAACCCGCAGUUUGCAGGUAGCUUAAACUUGAAUUACAGUUGUUGUGUCGAUAGCUUUCGCUCUAGCAGACGAUUCAUCGUGGUAACAUUACGUGAUUUAACAGCACGCGAUAGAAACAUGAUUUCAGUCACAAGUAACUGACCUAGUUUAGUUCGCAGCACCAUAAUGUAAGUUAUUCUUGUUCUUGUACCUACUAAAAAUUUUGGUGUCAUUUUUUUUUAUCUAAUCUAGUUGUACUGGUGGUGUCAAGAAACAUAAAGUUCAUAAAGUUAAUUUCAAAGGGGUAACCUACGCCUACGUUUACCGUUGUUACUCAUUGUUAGCGAGAGUGGAGUCUAUUCAUAUUUCAUAUAAUAUUAAGCAAAGUCACAAUCACGAUCCUUUAACUUAUUGAGUUAAUUGAGUACAGUAGCUGAGUUUGGUGUAAGUAUGAGCCUGCCUUAUUAAUAUUUAAUAAAAAGUGUAAAUUAUGAACAUUCAUUUCCAUUUUUAAGUAGGCUAUCAUUAUUAAAGUUACAGAGCUCUUAGACUUUUAAUUCUAAUUCUGCUGUUUUCAAUUUCUGGAUGUGGAAUAAACUAAUAAAGAUCUGUAGUUGAGUAGCUGUAGCAGAAAUUAUUUUAUUAUGAAAUGACAUUAUCAAUCAUUAACAGAGAUUGCACAUACAUUUUCUUUUAUUUGGCCUUGGGAGAAAUCUACUCUGCAAUCAGAACAAAUAGCAUUUUUUUAAAGGUGUUGGGAUGAUGGAAAUAAAAGCCAUCUGACCCCUUAAAACGUAAUUAUCCAAAAUAUUAAAUUUGCUUGGCAUUGCCAUUUCCAUAUAUUAUAGAUUUAUAUAUCCCUUCUCGCCCCCCCCCCCCCCCCCCUCUCUCUCUCCUUUUCAUCUAAUGGUGAAUAAGUUAAAAAUGAUCUGUGACUAUCGGUUUUCUCAGAACUUUUAAAAUCUGUAAAAGUUUCCAGUUCCUCCAGUAUUCCGAAAAAGUGCUUCACUUGGAAUGACUGCUGCUUUACAUCUAAGAAGGUUAGGACUUAGCAUCUGCCACUGUCCAUGUUACAGGACAACACCUAAUCUAGGUUGGAUAUAACACCUGCAACUGUUUCUGAGAUAGACCGUCACCUAACCUGUGGAUGACAUACCAAAUGCUACCGUCCAUUUAACCUGAAAACACCUUACCUGGGUUUAGAAUACCGUUUGCUUCUGUCCAUGUAACCUGACUUCACUUAACCUAUAUUAUACCAUCAGCUACUAUUCAUGUAACUGGACUACACCUAACCUGGUGUACAUAGUUUAAGUUACUGUCCAUGUAACUAGACCACCCAACCUAGGUUUGUUAUACUAAUGUAAGCUAAUACAGACCUUUUUUACUCUUAUGAUUUUGGCGUACAAUGUACGAUUUUGAGGUGUAUACAUUAUGUAUACUGUAUAUUUUUACUAUUAAGAUAAAGUAUUGAAUUGAAUGAUUUUGUGAUGAUAUUGUACGAUUUUAAGAGUUUGAGGGUAAACAGGUCUGCAAAUAUUCAUUAUAACUAGACCACUCAACCUUGGUAUGUCAUCCUCAAGUAAGUUACCGUCUAUGUAACUAUUUUUUUAACUACACCACCCAACCUUAGUAGGGCAUACUGGUGUAAGUUACUGUCCAUAUAUCUAGACCACCCAACUUAACUCAUUAAUGUUAUACCUUAUGCCCUCAUAACUUUGAGAACCCUCAGCCUCGGUUGUAGUCCAAAGUUCUGAUAAAUGGUUUUCACUGCUACCCUAAGGUCAAUGUUUCUACAGCAGUAUUGCUAACCAUCUAAUCUUAUGUCCUGACCUUUACAGUCCAAUAGCUCAGUUGAUAUUGUCAACUCUCAACUUAUCUCAUUCAUUGUUCAUCUAGUCAGUACAAUUUAUCUGAGAUCUUUAUUGUUUAUUUAAAUGAAUUAAAAAAUCAAAGUUAUCAUGCAUGCUUAUCAUGGACAUUUGCACUGUGUACACUAGGUUUGCUUUAUGCUAUAUUUAUCUAUUUAUAAAUAUUGUAAAGUGACGAAACAUUUGUGUAUGACAAGACAUAAUCUUAUCUUUACUUAUCACUUGUUUGCUUUAAAAUGUGGGUUGAAAUCUGAGUGCAGGGGAAAUGACUUGUAGGGAAAACACAAGCUUAUUGUUAUAAAUUCCACAUUUCACAUGGUUCAUUGAGUUCAACUUUAGGCAUAUCAAACAGUUAUAAAAUGAUAAGGCUGCUUAAUUGAUCCUAACAAAUUGACAAUAGAUACGGUAACAUUGUAAAGUUUAAAAUUGUAUUUUUUAUAUUUAGAAUUCUGAAAUAGCUAAUUUAGAAAAAAAAAAAUAUAUAUUCUUGAAGGUACAGUGAAAAAUAUAAUUAGAUAACCAGACAUGCAUUACUCUUUUUUAUUUUUCAAUCUUCUUCUCUUCUUCUCUUCUCUAUUUUGAGGGCUCCUGAUCUAUGAUCAUUCUGGCUCCUUUGUUUCAGAGGGGUUCGCGAUGAUGCUUUGCAUGGUUUUCAAAGGGAUACUUCACUGGUUGCAAGGGCUACUUAGAAGUGGUAUUAUGAACUGGGGGCUGGAAGACAGGAGGUAAUAGACACAAAUGUGUCGAGUAUAGUCGCCUCAACUGUUGCUUUUGGAAGCUUGUUCCAGUCCCUUAUUGUCUUUGGCGGGAAUGAGGAGCUCCUGUAAUGAGUUCUUGUUUUUAAUAGCCGGAACUGCUUGUCAUGGCCUCCCCGCUGUCUAGGGGGGAGAUGGAUGAGUUUCUGUUUGAUGCUGGAGCAGUGAACCAGCCCAUUUUUGAUCUUGUACAACAUGGUGAGCCUGGAUAGUCGUCGUCGUUCUUAAUAAUUAUAAUAAUAAAGUUUAUUUGAAAAUCAUGCUUCAUCCCCAAAGGCUCGAAGCACAGUACAAAGUCAACCAUAUUAAAAGAGAAAUGAAAAAAUCUAUAUUAUACCACAUUGAAAUACAAAACGCAACUUUACAAAAACUAAAUACGAGAAUACCCAUUCCAAGUCUUUCAUCCCUUGCAAACAUAAAAAACACAGGCCAAUACACAUCUAGGAGAUAAUAGCCAGCUGGAAAAGAUGGUAGACAACAUCACCCCAGCAGGUGUUUGCAAAAUAGAUAUGUUUUCAAUUCGGUUUUGAAAGACUCCAGUGUCUGGCUGUUUCUGAGAGCGUCAGGAAGUGUGUUCUUCCAAUGGUGACCAGACCAGUGUUUCUAGCAUACUGCCAACACUUGAGGUGUUUCUAUAGCGGUUCAGGACUGUCGCUGGACCGCCUCCAACCUGUUGAUGCUUUUCUGGGUACCCUGUAGAUGUGUACUCUAAAGGCGGCCGUACAAAGGCUUUAUAGGCUUUUUCUUUCACGCUUGAGUUGUUAAUCUUCAAAUUUUGCCUUAGGAACCCCAGGGUCUUGUUCAAUCCACUGGUGAAACGUACUCCUAUGUCUCCCGGUUUCAACCUCUAAAAUUAAGCUUGGCGUAUAAUUAUAGACCAUUUAAACAUGAAUAACUUCAGCAUCAGUGUGUUGAGCAUGAUUAUGUAACUCCUGACAAAGGCUUAGAACUUAGAGAUUAUUACAUAAGUAAACCCAGUUUUUAAUUAUGGAUUCUUGUUCAAGAGAGAAGAAUAACAUUAAGCUUAACUAUCAUUAGUGUAUUUAACUAACUUCAAGAGCUCUUGUGUUUCCCACUUAGUCCAUGUAUUUCUACUCAAGGUGAACAAGGAGAUAUUUGUAUUGUAUUCUACAGAUUUAAGAUAAGAAGUGUCAUCAGGCCAAACCAAAGCUCAUAGCACAGUAUGUACUAACUUCUAAAACCAAGGGGAUCUUUUAACCAGGACAUCUGCAUCCACAUCGUCUAGUGCCAUUGAAAUAACAAGGGCAUUGUAUCCACAUUCUGAUCUCAACAAGACUUGGAUCCAUCAUGAACAAGAGGCUAACACUUUCUGUUGGCAUGGUCUUGUCAAUGAUGCUAUCCACUUCCUGGUCUGCUCCAGAUACAGCAUCAUCUGGGGGUCACACCUACUUUGAAAUCCUGGCCCAUGCCGGCCUCAAGGCACAGAAUUACAAGGAACUGGUCAAGAAUGAGGGUUACCAUAGAGAACUGGAAACCAUCCUUAGUAGCCUGCAUGUUGGCCAGGCAAAGCUGUUGAACUUCAAUCAUGAUGACCAUAGUAAAGACGGUUUGUCUGAGUACGUCAGUGUUGUCAUGGAAUCUCUCCAGGCCCUGACCAUCAGGAGUGGGGCAAACUCAACAUCAACAUGUGCCAAUGACACUGCUCGAGUCUUAACCAGUUGGUUUGAUAAAACUCAGAAAUGGUCAUUGCAGUGUAAGUUACUAUUAUAAAAUAUAGAAUUACAGUAAAAACCAACUCAAAUCUUAAACAAAGUUAAUCAGAUUCAUAAAAUAAUUCUAAAAUUAGCAAAUUUAGUUUUCAAAAUAAAAUCAUUUUGUAAAAAAACAACUCUGAGUGGUCAGUUUCAUUUCUUGUUCAUUAAUUAUGAACAUUCAAUCAAUCCAAUCAAAGAUUAUUCUUAAAAAUACCAACUUUCAAUGACUUGUGAUUUCAACACAUAACGGAAUACAAUCUUAAUUCAGAUGUGCAAAUAUUUUUACAAUUGACUUAUUGAAUGACUUUCUUUGUUAUAGAUGAUUAAAAAAAUUACCUGGAUUUUAACUGCAUUUUCUGAACUUAUCAAUGCUCUGUUUAUUUCCCCUCAAAUAUUUUAAACAGUUUUAGAUGCUGCUGGCAAAAUUGUCCCAGGAGUGACCCUUUACCGCAUCAACUUUGUGGGCAAUUAUAAACAAUGCAGAGCAGCACGAGCGCCAGACAUUUCGCCUGAGAGGAAAGGAUUCAAGGGAAACUACUGUACCCUUUAUGUAACACUGGUCAGUUGACAGUUAUCUGUUUUCUGAUAUUUUAAGAAUUUCUUUGAUCAAAAAUCUUAUUUUAGAUUUUUGAAACUCUAACUUUGACGCUAGGCUCCUCAAUGAAAGAAAGCCAGGCUCAGUUAUUAAGUAGUUAUUGUUUGUUAUUUGUGAGAUCCAGCUUGAAAUGGCAGACACCAUGAUGCUCUCAUUACAGGGGGGAUCCAGUCCAUUAUUUGCACUGGCCGUCCAGCUUGGAGCCUGCAUGCCUGAUACCUGCACAGAAGAAGAGACUUCAAGUCUCACCCAGGAAUGUGAGUGUGCAAAGCUCUUGAACUGUCUUGAUAGCGUUUGUUUUUUUAAAUGACCCUAUGAGGUAGCAAAUAUACAUUAUUUUCAUUACUUAAGGAAAAAGAUUAAGUCAAAGUAUGAAUACCACAGAUUUGAGAUCAAAAUGUGAAUGAAAACAAACUCAGCUAAUCAUAACUAGCAGGGUGGAUGAAACCCCCCCUCCCCCUUCUCCCUCCCUUCCCCCAGUUACUGGUUUGCACCAGAACUGCUAGGUGUCCCAUUCCUGUCACAUUCCAUUGAAAUCACAUGUUGGGAACCACUGCAGUAGGAGCAGUUAGUGUUAGACUCACAGCUAGUGUUGAUAAAAUCUUGUAAAAAUUUGAUAGUGUAUCAGGUGAAAGUUUCUCAUUCAAAAAGUAUCAUAACAAUGGGUUGUCUGUCAAAUCUAGUGGUCUCAAGACUGACCAAUGGAACUUUUCAAAAUGGGAGUGCACAAUGUCACACAGAUGAGAGGGAGAUGACCACUGCCACCAAAGUGUCCAUGUGAGUAGCCAAUGAGCUAUAUACAACUAAUGGUCUGGUUAAAAUACUCUAUGAAAUGUAUACAGUAUAUAAACAAGUUCCAAUGAACUCUCUGGUGUCAUCACCUCCAUGCCCAAACACACACACACACACCCACUGUGCACAGCAACUUAACAAAACUUGGCACAUUGACAAUAAGGUUUCUGAUAGGGACUGCAUGUAAUUUAUUACUUGAACACAUACACGUACGUCAAGUGGACUUUUGUGUAUUGACUGUGACAUUGUAAUGCAUGAUCAGAUCAACAUUCAUUGUAUUUAGGGAAGAUGAAUUAAAGGGGCCGAUGUGGAUAUUCAAAACUCUAUUUAACGGGUAUAAGUUCUUUGUCUUUUAUAUUUAGGUUUCACCAAAUGGAAGUAACGACAAUACAUUAAACUGAUGGCUCUUCAGUAUUGCCAUUGUAAGGCUAAAGGCCAGGGAUAAGUGGAUCAGAGGGGAACAGGUUGGGAUAGGGUGGAACAGUGAAGAGGGCGAAGAGGAAGAUGGUGGAGUUUGGAGAGAAUUGGAGCCAAGGGUAAGGGUUGAGAUACAUUGGGAAGAGAAAGAUGGUUGGGUUUGGAGAGAAUUGGAGCCUGAGGGUCAGAGUUGAGAUACAGUGGGAAGAGGAAGAGGGUGGGGUUUGGAGAGAAUUGGAGCCUGAGGGUCAGAGUUGAGAUACAUUGGGAAGAGGAAGAUGGUGAGGUUUGGAGAGAAUUGGAGGCUAGGGUCAGGGUUGAGAUACAUUGGGAAGGGUUGCGAUGAAAGCAAAAAGAUUUUAGGGUACUAAUAUAUAAAAUGGUCUGCUGAAGUUUCAAUAGUUUAUAAACUUGCUGAUUAUUAUGUCAGUAAAUGUCAUCAGUGAUCAACAUUACCACUCAUUAUGAAAUCAGUGAUCAACAUUACCGCUCAUUAUGAAAUCAGUGAUCAACAUUACUGCUUAGCAUGACAUCAGUGAUCAACAUUACUGCUUAUCAUGACAUCAGUGAUCAACAUUACUGCUCAGCAUGACAUCAGUGAUCAACAUUACUGUUCAGUACUCAAUCAAUCCUUGUCCUGUUUGAAAUCCCACAUUAAAAAGCCUUGUUUAUCGUGGUUCAUCAGUUCCAGCCAGAUUUAAACUGCGAUAAGUGAUUUUCCGAGGUGUAGGAUUAUCAAUGAAAUAUUUUUGUAGUUAGAGCAUGGCAAACCUGUUGAUGAUCCUCUCAAUAUGGUUUGUAACAUUUGAAAACACUCUGGAGGACAGGAAAUAACUUCCUUUAGUCACCAUUGCACUCUUAUUAUCCAAUAUGUUAGACAAAAUAAGAGAAAAUUAGACAUAUUAGCCGCUACACAUAUCAUAUUAUUAUUAUUAUUACCGUAUAAGUUUAAUUACACACACAGAGUUUAUACACAACCCCUACUUGCUGUGGUGCUCAGAGACAUAGGCCCAUAGUCCAUACGUACAGUAAUUUUAAUUGUAAUACAGAGGUGUCAAAUUGACUCAGACAACUGAGCGCACAAUGAAUGAGGUAUCAUACUAUCACUAUCUCGAUCAACUUUUUAAUGAAUAUACAUUUUAAAAAACGUGAUAAAAUGAUGCCGCGAAGGUCAAAGUGGGGAGUAAAGAAUUCUUCAAAAACAUUUAUCCAUUCUUUCGUCAGAGCCGUUUUGGUCAUCAUUGGAACACUUAUGCUUCUGGGCACCGCCUUCGACAUCAUCUUCAUCCAACGUCCAAAAUGGCUGCAAGAAGUAGAUGAAGCCAGUCUACUAACCAAUGUCCGUUAUCCUGAGAAUAAAUUUACAGGUGCUGCUGAUCAGGACAACGGAGCUGUUGGUCCAGCAGAUGAAACAACAUUGUUACUUGCCGGGAAACCUGCCAGGCCGUCACAGAGUAGAGCUUCAGGUAAUAUAGAGGCAACAUUUGCCUGGUCAAAUGAGCCCUAAUAUAGUAUCAUAAACGUACAGGCAACAUUUACAUGGUCAUACAAGCCCUCAUGUGGUUUCAGGUAGGAGAAUUAGCAUGGUCAAUACAAGCCCUCAUGUGGUUUCAGGUAGGAGAAUUAGCAUGGUCACUACAAGCCCUCAUGUGGUUUCAGGUAGGAGAAUUAGCAUGGUCAAUACAAGCCCUCAUGUGGUUUCAGGUAGGAGAAUUAGCAUGGUCAAUACAAGCCCUCAUGUGGCUUCAGGUAGGAGAAUUAGCAUGGUCAAUACAAGCCCUCAUGUGGUUUCAGGUAGGAGAAUUAGCAUGGUCAAUACAAGCCCUCAUGUGGUUUCAGGUAGGAGAAUUAGCAUGGUCAAUACAAGCCCUCAUGUGGCUUCAGGUAGGAGAAUUAGCAUGGUCAAUACAAGCCCUCAUAGUAGUUACUAUCCUAAUGUCUCAUUUUUAUUUUACUUAGUUUACAUGUUUUUAAUAAUUGUAAAGCGCUUAGAGCUUUAAGGUAAGCACUAUAUAAAAAUGCCUGAAUAAAUAAAUAAAUAAAUAUUGACUUACUAAAUAAUAAAAGUUGUCAUUCAACAAAAACUCAACUAAAAAAAUAACAAAAACAAAAAAAAGGAAAGGAAAAUAAAAAAGAAGACAUUAUAAAAUAUAAUGUCUUUAAAUUAUAAAAUAUAAUGUCUUUAAAUUAUAAAAUAUAAUGUCUUUAAAUUAUAAAAUAUAAUGUCUUUAAAUUAUAAAAUAUAAUGUCUUUAAAUUAUAAAAUAUAAUGUCUUUAAAUUAUAAAAUAUAAUGUCUUUAAAUUAUAAAAUAUAAUGUCUUUAAAUUAUAAAAUAUAAUGUCUUUAAAUUAUAAAAUAUAAUGUCUUUAAAUUAUAAAAUAUAAUGUCUUUAAAUUAUAAAAUAUAAUGUCUUUAAAUUAUAAAAUAUAAUGUCUUUAAAUUAUAAAAUAUAAUGUCUUUAAAUUAUAAAAUAUAAUGUCUUUAAAUUAUAAAAUAUAAUGUCUUUAAAUUAUAAAAUAAGUUAAUAAAUUAUUUAAAUAAGAAUUGACCAAUUUUCCCCAUGUAAGAUAUUUCAACUGAGAAAUCCCCUCAUAGAAUUGUUUGAGGUCGCAAGUUGCAGGCUAAUAAAAUCUCUUCUAGAUAAAACCAAAUAGUUUUAUGUUUAGUUGUUAUAAAAAAACAGGAAAUUUAUAUUUCCUUUUGUAAACAUUUGUUAACUGGGUUUUAGUCCUGAUUCUUUCUCCAUGAUGAGAACAGGUUAUGAGAACAGGGUAUGAGAACAGGGUAUGAGAACAGGGUAUGAGAACAGGGUAUGAGAACAGGGUAUGAGAACAGGGUAUGAGAGCAGGGUAUGAGAGCAGGGUAUGAGAGCAGGGUAUGAGAGCAGGGUAUGAGAACAGGGUAUGAGAGCAGGGUAUGAGAGCAGGGUAUGAGAGCAGGGUAUGAGAGCAGGGUAUGAGAGCAGGGUAUGAGAACAGGGUAUGAGAACAGGGUAUGCAAACAGGUAUGUUUCUUCAGAAGCCAAUUCAAACUUAUUGAUUUCCAAGAAAGUGUUAAAAUUUAAAUCAACAUCCACAAAAGACAUCUCCCGUAUAGCUCUAAGUAAAAGCUGCACUUUUCCCUCCAUAAUUUAAAUCAACAUCCACAAAAGACAUCUCCCGUAUAGCUCUAAGUAAAGGCUGCACUUUUCCCUCCAUAAUUUAAAUCUUCAUACUAGGUCCCAGUACACAUGAACACCAAAAUUUAAGGAGCUCCUUAAAAUUUUUGUCGCGAUCCAUAAUGAUUAGAUUCUUGCAUCAAAUUCUUUUACAAGUGCAUACGUCAUAAUUACACCAAACUCAACAUAAGUCCUUUUUUCCCAGAGCAAUUUAAAAGUUAAUAUAGAAACAUAUAUAUCAGGUUUUACAUAUAAUCAAACACACGUGUAGCGCAGCUUGCUAUAACUGUAUGUAGAAGAAUAUAGCACAGCCUUUUCCUACUACCCUCUGACACCAGUUGCCAAAAGACAGGGCUAUAGACACUAGUCACAGCUACAAUAAAAUCACAUCAAACUAUGUAACAAGCCUAAUGUCUCCAAAAUAGUUCAUGAACUGAACUAACACACCACGCACAAUAAAACACAAUAUUCGGUGCCCAACAAUUGAUAGUGAAUAUCCAAACUAGAAAAAUAGUAACUUAAAAUCAAUAAGGUAAUUAUUGUGAUAAUUUUAAUUUAUCAUUUAUUUAAAGUUUGUUCAAUUAUCAUGUAGCAUAACACAUUUCCACUUUCUAUAGAGCAGCUAGUUCACCUAACAAUCAUAACACAUUUCCACUUUCUAUAGAGCAGCUAGUUCACCUAACAAUCAUAACACAUUUCCACUUUCUAUAGAGCAGCUAGUUUACCUAACAAUCAUAACACAUUUCCACUUUCUAUAGAGCAGCUAGUUCACCUAACAAUCAUAACACAUUUCCACUCUCUGUAGAGCAGCUAAUUCACCUAACAAUCAUAACACAUUUCCACUCUCUGUAGAGCAGCUAGUUCACCUAACAAUUUAAACAUCACUUUCUUGCAGGUGUUCUCUCUCAGACUUUGCUGGCUUUUUCUGUAUAUACCAAUGGAUCCAAAGUAUUGAACACAUACCAGCCUCCGGGAUCUCUUGGCGCCGUCCAUGGAAUACGUUUCCUCAGCAUGACAUGGAUCAUAUUCUGUCACACCUACAUUUUUGGUAUUAGUUUCAUUUGUAAGUACACUGCAACACUUUUUUAUUGUUGUGAAACAAAUGGUCACACAAGAUGCAGCAGGCCCCUCAUUGCUGGUUAGUGAACUGUGAAACAAAUGGUCACACAAGAUGCAGCAGGGCCCUCAUUGCUGGUUAGUGAACUGUGAAGCAAAUGGUCAUACAAGACGCAGCAGGCCCCUCAGUGCUGGUCAGUGAACUGUGAAACAAAUGGUCACACAAGACGCAGCAGGGCCCCUCAUUGCUGGUCAGUGAACUGUGAAAAAGUUAAGAAAACAGAAUAAUACCGGGUAGUAAUAAAUAAUGGAGGAGCGGUUCCUGCUGAAGGUUGGGUUUAAUCCUGCUGGCCUAUCAGAGUCAAAAGUUUGAGACGCACCGUUGUACAACAUAAGUCGCAUAAUUAGUUUCAUACAAAGCUAAAAUGGUGAGUUCAUUUAAGCUAGUUGUUCAAAAUCUCAAUAUGGUAUGGCACUGAGUUGUCUGUUUACGGCAAUCAUUCAUCUGUUGACAGCAACAAGUCAUCUGUUUACAGCACUGAGUUAUCUGUUUAUGGCACUGAGCCAUCUGUUUUAUGGCACUGAGCCAUCUGUUUAUGGCACUGAGCCAUCUGUUUAUGGCAUUGAGUCAUCUGUUUAUGGCAUUGAGCCAUCUGUUUAUGGCACUCUGUCAUCUGUUUUGCAUGGUAGUAAAAUUUACUAUUUGAAAAUAUCAGUGCCAGUAUUAUAUGAAUAUGCAUAUUUUGGAAACAUUAAAGUUUAAAAGUAAUCAUAGUAUUAGCAUUUAAUUUGUGUUAAAUGUGAUGCAGUCAUUUUCUUUUAGGACAAAAUUAAGAUCUCUAGAGCAGCCUUUUCCAAAUUGUAUCAAUUUUAUUUCAGAACAAUGUCUUUGUCAUGUCUGAAAUAUUUUAAAUAUUAGGUCACUGAAAGUUUUGGACAAAGAUCCUUAUCACAAUAGCCACUUAUGAUUAUUCUACAGCCAAUGCAUUUGAAUCCUUCCCUGAACUCCUCAAGAGGUGGACAUUUGACCCCAUAGCCAAUGGAUUUGUUUCUGUGGAUACUUUCUUCACUCUGAGGUAACAUAUUCAUAAUAGUCUUGUAUCAGGUGACCAACUCUCUUGUACAAUUUGGACAGAACUUUUUUUAAUGGGGUCUACAGGUGUUGAAUUAUUGACCAAACAGCUGCAGUGAGGGUGGGAAGAUCAUUCUGGAGGUUUCGGUAAAAACGAAAAUACUAUUGGCCUUAAGGUAAAAAAAAAUAAGGGGGGUUGGGGGGACUUCAUUGCUACCGGUAGUUGUAUUAAAGAAAGGAUUUUUUCCAAGAAUCUGGUUUAUAUUUGGUUAAUUGAGGGGAAGUAAUCAAUUUAUAGGUGGGAGCAUCGAUGAAUAUAUAUGUGGGAGCAGUGAUCAAUAUACAAGUGGGAGCAUUGAUCAAUAUAUAAGUGGGAGCAUUGAUCAAUAUAUAAGUGGGAGCAUUGAUCAAUACAUAAGUGGGAGCAUUGAUCAAUAUAUAAGUGGGAGCAUUGAUCAAUAUAUAAGAGGGAGCAUUGAUCAAUAUAUAAGUGGGAGCAUUGAUCAAUAUAUAAGUGGGAGCAUUGAUCAAUAUAUAAGUGGGAGCAUUGAUCAAUAUAUAAGUGGGAGCAUUGAUCAAUAUAUAAGUGGUAGCAUUGAUCAAUAUAUAAGUGGGAGCAUUGAUCAAUAUAUAAGUGGGAGCAUUGAUCAAUAUAUAAGUGGGAGCAUUGAUCAAUAUAUAAGUGGGAGCAUUGAUCAAUAUAUAAGUGGGAGCAUUGAUCAAUAUAUAAGUGGUAGCAUUGAUCAAUAUAUAUGUGGGAGCAUUGAUGAAUAUAUAUAUGUGGGAGCAGUGAUCAAUAUAUAUUUGGGAGUAUUGAUCAAUACAUAUGUGGAAGCAGUGAUCAGUUUAUAUGUGGGAGCAUGAUCAAUAUAUACACUUGGGAGGAGUGAUCAAUAAUAUAUAUAUGUGGGAGCAGUGAUCAAUAUUGUCAACUCCUAAGUCUACUUAGAUUGAUUAAUUCGUCAAGUUCUUUCACACGUUGAAUACGUCAUACUAUUCUUACUAUCACUGAAUAAACUCAAGUCCUUUUCAUUUUAAUUAUAACUUUAAUAUCUAAGUAUAUGGGGCCUACUAUACACAUAAACACAUGAAUGUAGCGCAGCUCGUUAUCAGACGUAAAUAAUAUACAUCCUACUUCUACAAAGUUCCACUCAAGACUGCCACACGACUAAAACUUACGUCACAAUACUGUCUAGACAAUACAUAACACUCAGCAUAAAAAUACGUCAUAGAGACAAGCGCGAGAAGAGCGUUCAAUAACUAAUAAACAUAACAUUUAGUUGCAAUAAUUACUAAUGAACUCCCAUACUUGACAAAUAUAUAUAUGGGAACAGUGAUCACGAUGUAGCUGAGGUUCAAGUUUCAACUUCAACUUUUAAAUAUUAUAAUUGUCUUUUGUUUCACUUCCAGUGGUCUACUGACAGCUUACCUUACCAUUAAAGAAAUGUCUUUUGUUUCACUUCCAGUGGUCUUCUGACAGCUUACCUCACCAUUAAAGAAAUGAGAAAACAUGGCUGGAAGAUCAACUGGCCCCUGUUUUAUUUCCACAGAUUCUGGAGGUAUGUUAGCUGUGUAACUGACAUGGGCUCGUUAGCUCAUUACAUUUCAACAGCAAUCUGUAACUGACAUGGCCUGGUUAGCUCAUUAAAUUUCAACAGCCAUCUGUAACUGGCAUGGCCUGGUUAACUCAUUACAUUUCAACAGCCAUCUGUAACUGGCAGGGCCUGGUUAGCUCAUUACAUUUCAACAGCCAUCUGUAACUGACAUGGCCUAGUUGGCUCAUUACAUUUCAACAGCCAUCUGUAACUGACAUGGCCUGGUUGGCUCAUUACAUUUCAACAGCCAGCAGAUAGUCUCAAAACAAGCGGCUGUUUCAUAUUCAAAUAUUCACAUUUAAUUUGUUUGAGCAACCGGUAAAAAUAAGUUCACCCAGUCAAUGUUUUAAAUACCAGUACUGAUAAAUUGAUAACUGGCCAAUGUUCAAAUAACUUGAUUAAGUAGCCAAUGUUUUGAUUAAGGGAACAGUGUUGCUAGUCAAUUAUUUUAAACAAAGUGAUGUGAUCACCCAACACCCAAGUAUUUUAAGGGGCAUGACACUACUUCUCUUCUCUGUGUCUGUUCCCAGAUUGACCCCAUCUAAGAUAUUGAUUUUACUUAUACUCUUCUUCUGUCCCAAGAUUGACCCCAUCUUAUAUCCUGACUGUACUUCUACUUCUAUCCCAAGAUUGACCCUGUCUUACACCCUGACUGUACUUCUACGUCUAUCACAAGAUGGACCCCAUCUUACAUCCUGACUGUACUUCUACUUCUAUCCCAAGAUUGACCCCAUCUUAUAUCCUGACUGUACUUCUACUUCUAUCCCAAGAUUGACCCCAUCUUAUAUCCUGACUGUACUUCUACGUCUAUCACAAGAUGGACCCCAUCUUACAUCCUGACUGUACUUCUACUUCUAUCCCAAGAUUGACCCCAUCUUAUAUCCUGACUGUACUUCUACUUCUAUCCCAAGAUUGACCCCAUCUUAUAUCCUGACUGUACUUCUACUUCUAUCCCAAGAUUGACCCCAUCUUACAUCCUGACUGUACUUCUACUUCUAUCCCAAGAUUGACCCCAUCUUAUAUCCUGACUGUACUUCUACUUCUAUCACAAGAUUGACCCCAUCUUAUAUCCUGACUGUACUUCUCCUUCUAUCCCAAGAUUGACCCCAUCUUACAUACUGACCCUAUGUCUGUCCCAAGCUUGACCCCAUUUUACAUACUGACCCUUCUUCUGUCCCAAGAUUGACCCCACCCUACAUGCUGACCCUACUGUUAGUACUGGGCUUCAUGCAGUACCUAGGAUCUGGUGCACUGUGGUCAAAUUUGGAGCCCGCUGACAAAGAAAACUGUGAGAAGUACUGGUGGGCCAACUUGCUGUAUGUCAACAAUCUGAUUGAUUCCAAGUAUAUGGUCAGUUUCAUUUAAUGAGUAUUGUAUCCAUUUAAUACAUAACAUAAUCCAUACAAAGUUGUUUUUUUAAACUCUACAUACUAACAAACAUAAAAUCAAUUGAUUGACUUCUGGCAAAUAUUUGAUUACUCUAUCCAUCCAUCUCUGUGGCGCUACAGCCCAUAUAGGGCUUUGGCCUGCCUCACCACUUCCUUCCUUUCAGACCUAACUAAUGCCUUUCUUUUCCAUGCUUGGACUUUCAACUGCUGUAGAUCAUUUUCCACAUCAUCUAUCCACCUAAGCCUAGGUCUGCCUCUGAGCCUUUUUCCUCUGGGGUAUUGGUGAUGUACCCCCUUUGUUGCUCUGUCAUUUGGCAUUCUCUCUAGGUGUCCUGCCCAGCGUAGCCUGCCUCUUUUUAUUUUUGCUACUAUCGUGGGAUCCUGAUAUAGACUGUAUAAUCAAACAUAUAUAAUCAAUUGAUUGACUUCUGGCAAAUAUUUGAUUACUCUGCCAAUUGAAAAUAUUUUACUAUUGAACAUUAAAUAAAGUUUAAUUUUGUGGGAAUAACAAUUUAAAUUCAGUUUGUAAGAAAUGUUUAGGUUCAAGGUACCGGUACAGUUAUCUUGAAUUAGAGAAGAAAAAUCAAUGGUUCAACUUUAACCAUUCACCAAUCUAUAAAUAGAAAUUAUAACAGUUACAAUUAUCUAUAUUUAAAAGUGAAAGAACUAAAUAUCUGAGAAUAAACUUAGCUGUUUAAAAAGUUUUUAAACUAUACUGAUACCUGGUACUCCAAAAAACCUAUGUCAGAAUCUUAGCUGUUUAGAAAGUUGUAUAGUACCAUACUCCAAUAAACCUAUGUCAGAAUCUUAGCUGUUUAGAACGUUGUACAGCACCAUACUCCAAUAAACCUACAUCAGAAAAAUGACCAGGAAAUAAAAAAUAAUGUGGAUGAGAUGAUUUAACCCUCAACCCCCUUAUUGAAAGUUGAACAUUGGUCAGCAGCUGUCAGGAAUAUAACUUGGUCAAUUGGAGAUGCUCUCAAAGAAUCCUUUCAUGAUUUUAUGAAUGCUUUCUACUUUUCUUAUUACUGGGUUCUUUACAAAAAUGUGAUUUUCACUUUAUUAUUUGAAUUAUUUUAUUGCUAUCAUUUGUUCAAGUUGACAAGUUGUUUGCUUUGUUUUGGCUUUACUCCAGCUGGACCAAACCACCACCACAAGUGUUUGACAUUUACUUUCUGUAUUUCUACACCGUACAUCAUAAGUCAUGUGGCAGAAGUAGCAUGAGUCUCUUCAGGAGGGGGGGGGGGCGGAUGGGACAUGUUAACCUUGGAUGACAACUCAACUAAGAGCAAACUCAGAAAUGAAAACCCGGAGAUGGAGUCCCGUAGUUGGUAUGACAUUGACACAAUGAAAAUUCCGACACCUCCUGCGUCAGGAACUGUAUAAAGAGCACUGUGACUCACAUAAAAAUAACUGCUGGUCAUCUCCUGCAUCCUGGUCUAUUUCCAUUUGUCUUGACUAAGUCUUGCGAUUGGAUCAAUUAGGCAAGGGGUAGAGAAUGAGGCUGAUGAAUGGAGCAACUCUCCAACUAUAAUAAUGUUAGAUUGCUUUAGAAUGAUGUGUGUUGUUAAAUUAGACUACAUGUACAGUGACUUUAUAGAAUCUGUACAGUUGAAAGGCUUUACAAAAUUAAUAUUUUUCUCCCCAGUGUUUUGGACACUCAUGGUAUCUGUCCAACGAUAUGCAGUUUUUUGUCCUGAGUCCACUCAUGCUGAUACCAUUUUACUUGUAAGUUGAUUCCCCUUUCAGCCAUCGGGUCAUUCUCCAUGUUUACUUGUAAGUUGAUUCCCCUUUCAGCAACCGGGUCAUUCUCCAUUUUUACUUGUAAGUUGACUCUACAUUUAAUAUUUUAGUUGUGAGUGAAGUCCCCUAUAGGAAGGCCUAUAGAUACCGGUACAGAAGAGCGUUGAUUUUCUGAUCUAUUGUAACCAGGGGUGUUUCACAUAACACUCCCACCGAAUGGGUGUUUUAAUCAAGUUAGUACAUUGAAACCUAUAUGUUCCAUCCUUAUGGUUAGUGCAUAUAACCUAAAACUGGUAUAUUCCUCCUUAUUUUUUAGUUAGUGCAUAGAAUCCAAUAUAUUCUAACCGAUUAGUUAGUGCAUAGAAUCCAAUAUAUUCUAACCUUAUAGUUAGUGCAUAGAAUCCAAAAUAUUCUAACCGAUUAGUUAGUGCAUAGAAUCCAAUAUAUUCUAACCGAUUAGUUAGUGCAUAGAAUCCAAUAUAUUCUAACCUUAUAGUUAGUGCAUAGAAUCCAUAUAUUCUAACCUUAUAGUUAGUGUAAGCGGGAGUGCCUUCAAGGAAACUUGGGGGUGACUACAUGGGGUUUGAUGGAUAUAAUGCCUUGGUGGUGGUUAAAACCAAUGCCAAUGAUUUUAGCUACGCUGCCGUGAGAAAGCAACUUCUAGGCAACGGUUUCAUCCCAGCUUUCCAUCCCGACCAAAAGACACCCGGGCGGUGGAGGGGAGAGUGGACCACAAACGCUUUAAACGCAGAGUUUUCAGUCGACCCGGCAUCCCGCAGGCCUGUGGGGAGGUUCCCGAAGUGCUACCACACGGUCUGGUGGCGGGGAGACCCCGUGCUCGGCCCGUGUGCGGGGGGGGGGGGCAUUAAGAGCUUGCAUAGCUUCCAAAAAAAAGAAGACUGGCACUUGGAUCACUUUGUCUUUGCAGGCGUUACCCGGCAUCCCGCAGGCCUGUGGGGAGGUUCCCGAAGUGCUACCACACGGUCUGGUGGCGGGGAGACCCCGUGCUCGGCCCGUGUGCGGGGGGGGGGGCAUUAAGAGCUUGCAUAGCUUCCAAAAAAAAGAAGACUGGCACUUGGAUCACUUUGUCUUUGCAGGCGUGUAUUCUGUGGUGUAUUCUGUGUUGUACACUGUGGUGUAUUCUGUGAUGUAUUCUGUGGUGUAUUCUGUGAUGUAUUCUGUGGUGUAUUCUGUGGUGUAUUCUGUGAUGUGUUCUGUGAUGUAUUCUGUGAUGUGUUCUGUAAUGUAUUCUGUAAUGUGUUCUGUGAUGUAUUCUGUGAUGUAUUUUGUAAUGUGUUCUGUGAUGUAUUCUGUGAUGUAUGCUGUAAUGCGUUCUUUGAUGUAUUCUGUGGUGUAUUCUGUGGUGUAUUCUGUGGUGUGUUCUGUGAUGUAUUCUGUGGUGUAUUCUGUAAUGUAUUCUGUAAUGUGUUCUUUGAUGUAUUCUGUUAUGUCUUCUGUAAUCUGUUCUGUGAUGUAUUCUGUGAUGUUUCUGUAAUGUGUUCAGUGAUGUGUUCUGUGAUCGGUUAUGUGGUGUAUUCUGUGAUGUAUUCUGUGAUGUAUUCUGUAAUGUGUUCUGUGAUGUAUUCUGUGAUGUAUUAUGUGGUGUAUUCUGUGGUGUAUUCUGUGAUCUACUGCAGUCACUGCAUGUACAGCAGGUAUUGAGAUCUUACCUCGAUUAUGGGUCUGGGAUGGGAAGAGUUUUCAUUUGUUUGUAUGCCAUGCGCAUUGCCUGCGAUAAUUUAAUAAUAAUAAUAAAUGACAGGGGCCAUUCAAAUAACAGACGUGUCAAAUAAUCGGCAUUUAGGAAAUGGACAUUCCCUGUAUUUUGUUUUGUCGAAACAAAUUUUAAAAACUGCUCAUUUUUUUAUUGCACUUUAAAAUGUUUCUUUAAAUUUUUUAUUUUAAUACCGGUACCGUAACUGGUAAAAAAAGAAAUGGCAAUAUUAUUCUUAUGUACGGUAUCGUACUGGUAUGUUAUUGCAAUAUUACAAUUUCCUCUUUAGAAAUCUUACUGUUGUGUUCUUGUAUCACCAGCAAUGUUGUAGCUGGAGUGGUGAGCUGUAGUGUCUUCCUGCUGAUCAACUUUAUCUCCGCUGGUGUUCUGUCCAACCAGAACAGCUGGCCCGUCACUUUGGUGUCAAUGGGUGCAGGUUCUAACGUGUAAGUCAACUUAAAAUGCUCAAACUGUAGUCUUAUACCCGGGAUUAAGUUGUGUUACUGGUGCCUAGGUAACAUUAAAUUAUGUCACAGCUGCACAUUUAACCUUCAAUUGCAUCACAGGCCACUUGCCUCCCCCAUCACAUGACUUUUCCCUGUCAGUUUUGGUCAAUGUAGUUUUAGCAAGAUAUGAAAAUCAAUGAAAUUGGUUAAUUUGCCAUUUAUAUCUCAUUGAUCAUAGUCUGUUUCUACCAUUCUGUUGAUGAGUGUGUCAUUGUGGCCAUCUCUCAUAGUCCACUGUAUCUCAUCAGCCACCAUCUCUCACUGUCAUUCAUCAUUCAUAGUCCACCAUCUCUCAUCAUCAACCAUCUCUCAUUGUCCACCAUCUCUCAGUCUCCCCCAUCUCUCAAUCUCCACCAUCUCACUUUGUCCACCAUCAUUCACAGUCCACCAUCUCUCAUAAUCAACCAUUUCUCAUCACCAACCUUCUCUCAUUAUCCAUCAUCUCUCAUUGUCCACCAUAUCUCACUGUCCACCAACUCUCAUUGUCCACCAUCUCUCAUUGUCCACCAUCUCUCAUUGUCAACCAUCUGUCAAUGUCCACAAUUUCUUACUGUCCACCAAAUCUCACUGUCCACCAGAUCUCACUGCCCACCAGAUCCCACUGCCCACCAAAUCUCACUGUCCACCAAAUCUCACUGUCCACCUGAUUUCACUGUCCACAAGAUCUCACUGUCCACCUGAUCUCACUGUCCACCAUCUCACUGUCCACCUGAUCUCACUGACACUGUCAACCGUCCUCAUUGUCCACCAUCUGUCAUCGUCCACCAUCUCUCAUUGUCCACCAUCUCAACUUUCAGCUCAACUAUCAUGGGCUGGUUUGACAACUAUUAUAAAGCCCCCUGGUGUCGCAUUGGGGCUUUUGUCGUAGGCAUCCUAGCAGGUUACCUGCUGGCUGUCAACAACGGCAGGAUCAAGAUGGACAGGGUGGGUUGGAGUGACCAACAGUUAGCCAACAUUCUCACCAGUCACUGGCUUGUUGAAAACUCAUUGUUGUUGUCAGUGGUGUAGCAUGUCUGGCUUGUAGUAGUAUGCUGGUGGUGUAGCAUGUCUGGCUUGUAGUGGUAUGCUUUACAUUUGUUUGUAAACAACUGCAUGACUUAUUGGCUGCUGGUUGUCUUUAAAUUUUGGCUUAUAAUAACUAAAGACAGUUGGACUGAUGCAUGGCAUGCAACUAAUGAGAUACCCUAACAAUUGUAUGCACAAAUGCUGCAUGACAUGCAACCAAUAAGAUAACAAUUGUAUGCACUCAUACUUCAUACAUGUGUAGAUAUUUAUUAAUAUUUGUGUUAUUUCUUAUUUCUUUUUAUAAGUUUUGUAUUGGUCAAAUUAGGUUAGUUUAGGAAGUACAUGGGGAGAUAUUUUUAACAGUCUGAGUACAACAUCAACAACAUUAAGAUCGUAACAAUCUCAGUAAAUCAUCUACAAUAUUAAGAUUGUAACAAUCUCAGUACCCCGUACAUCAUCAACAACAUAAUAUGAUAAUAUUUUAAACAGUCUGCGUACUUCAUCAACAUAUUAUAAUAUGUAAUAUUGACAUCUCUGUUCAAUAUCACCAUGAUAUCAUUAUGUCAGAUGGUCAACAAUCUCAAUACUGAACAACAUAUAAUCCUUUUAUAAGUUAUACUGUACCUUAUAACUUGGCCGAUAAAAAAUGUCAUAGUUUGAGAACAGUUUCCAUGAUAAAAUCCCAUUCCAUUCUUUGAGACAUAACACUUAAUGGCGAGACUCCUUAGUGCAGUGGAAGAUGUGUUAAGUAUCAUGGACAGUUUGCAACAUCAUUUACCCCUAGUGUUUAUGGGGAGAUCUAAGAACAACAGUCAAAUAUUCAUUCUAAAAUGGUGCAUUUGUCUCAGGAUUACUCACCAGUCUUGUGAUGACUCGCCAGUCUUGUGAUGACUCAACAGUAGUCUCCUGAUGCCUCACACAUCUUCCUUCAGUUAAUAACCCUCCAUCUUGCUGAUUCCAUGUACCAUCUGUUAUCAUUAGGGCCGACUGGUUUAGUGACUACUACAUUAAACCCUGGUGUAGACUGGGACCAUUUGUUGUAGGCAUGCUGGCCGGGAUGAUUCUUGCUCAUGUUAAAAAGAUCCAGCUACCAAGGGUGUGUCCAGGUUUCAGUUAGAUGCUCUGCAUAUUCCCAGCUUCUCAAACAUUUCCUAGCAACUCUUCAAACUGUGCUUAUCCUUUAUUCAAAUGUAUUUGUAUUAAGAAAUAUAUGGUACGGUACAAAUCUUAUAGAUGACACAGAGCAAGCAGGUCAGUUAACCCGAUGUUUCUCAAACAUUUCUCACGCAUAUUAUAAUUGAAAAAUAAUUGAAAUUAAACUUGCAAAUGAAUUUUACUCUUAAAAUCUAGCGGACAAAUCUCCUAGUCAAGUUCAUGGAACAUCUUCCAUACAAAGAUUCUUAAAGUUUGAUUGUUCUAUUCAGAAGCCAGGCAACACAACAUGGCACCGAGUAUAGAAAAUGUGAUCUGAAAAAUGUAGAAAUUCAGUAGCCAGUAUUCCACAACCAUCCAAAGUUAGAAAGCAAUAAAUUAAUUUUUACAUAAACUUUUGACUGUAUUACAGAAAAAUUGUAAAGGAAUUAAAUUAUUAUUAUGAUCCCCAUUAUUGUUCUCUAGCUUCCAUUAACCCUUAUAUUGUUCUAUUUCUAUACCAUUGACCCAAUUAUUGUUCUCUACCAUUAACUCUUUUAUUGUUCUAUUUCUAUACCAUUGACCCCAUUAUUGUUCUAUACCAAUAACCCUUUUAUUGUUCUAUUUCUAUACACCGUACCAUUGACCCCACUAUUGUUCUAUACCAGGGGUCUCCAAACUUUUCAGCCCAAGGGCCGCAUUAAUUAUCAAACAGCAGUUCGGGGGCAGACUACACACUCGAGGUCCAAAUAAAUAAGAAUCAAAACGUGGAUGUUGUUUUGAAUUAUUUAUUUAAUAAUAUUUUAUUCAGUUAUUAUUUAAUAACACAUUGAUACACCACACAUGAACGCGCCUCUAUUUCAAUUCAGUAAAAACAUAGCGUGCACGAAAGCGGCGGCUUAUCUUGGCAGGAUACACGUUAAAUUCCGUAUUUUUUCCGUAGACAAAAAGGUCUCCAUGGGCCGCAUUAGAGGGCCUCGUGGGCCGUAGUUUGGAGACCCCUGUUCUAUACCAAUAACCCUUUUAUUGUUCUAUUUAUAUACCAUUGACCCCACUAUUGCUCUAUACCAAUAACCCUUCUAUUGCUCUAUUUCUAGACACCUGUAGGGUUGACCCUAUUAAUGCUUUAUAUCAGUGGUUGGCAACCUGAGGUCUUUAAAUGAAUAAAUGCAGCACUUUUCAUUAUUGAACAAUUAAUUACGCCUUUUUGCUUUAUAUCCCCAUGCCUUCUGGUACUGUAUCCCCAUGCCUUCUGGUACUGUAUCCCCAUGCCUUCUGGUACUGUAUCCCCUUGCCUUCUGGUACUGUAUCUGCAUGCCUUCUGGUACUGUAUCCCCAUGCCUUCUGGUACUGUAUCCCCAUGCCUUCUGGUACUGUAUCCCCAUGCCUUCUGGUACUGUAUCCCCAUGCCUUCUGGUACCGUAUCUGCAUGCCUUCUGGUACCGUAUCUGCAUGCCUUCUGGUACCGUAUCUGCAUGCCUUCUGGUACCGUAUCUGCAUGCCUUCUGGUACUGUAUCUGCAUGCCUUCUGGUACCGUAUCUGCAUGCCUUCUGGUACUGUAUCUGCAUGCCUUCUGGUACUGUAUCCACAAACCUUCUUGCUCUGUAUCUGCAAACCUUCUUGCUCUGUAUCUGCAUACCUUCUGGUACCGUAUCUGCAUGCCUUCUGGUACCGUAUCUGCAUGCCUUCUGGUACUGUAUCCCCAUGCCUUCUGGUACCGUAUCUGCAUGCCUUCUGGUACCGUAUCUGCAUGCCUUCUGGUACUGUAUCUGCAUGCCUUCUGGUACCGUAUCUGCAUGCCUUCUGGUACUGUAUCCCCAUGCCUUCUGGUACUGUAUCCCCAUGCCUUCUGGUACUGUAUCCCCAUGCCUUCUGGUACUGUAUCCCCAUGCCUUCUGGUACUGUAUCUGCAUGCCUUCUGGUACUGUAUCUGCAUGCCUUCUGGUACUGUAUCUGCAUGCCUUCUGGUACUGUAUCUGCAUGCCUUCUGGUACUGUAUCCACAAACCUUCUUGCUCUGUAUCUGCAAACCUUCUUGCUCUGUAUCUGCAUACCUUCUUGCUCUGUAUCCCGAUGCCUUCUGGUACUGUAACCGUAUGCCUUCUGGUACUGUAUCCGCAUGCCUUCUGGUGUUGUAUAUUUAAUAAGUUUCUAAAUGUCAAGAAUCAGAGUAAAAUAUUUUUCCAGUCUCAUGCACACAUUCGCUUUCUCUGUCCACCCCUCGUGCGGCUCACUAAAUAUUUCUUAACAUUGACACCGGGUAAUUAUAAAACGGCUCUACACUCAAAAAACAUUGCCUACCUCUGCUUUAUACCAUUAUCACCUAACUGGUAAUGUCAUUGUCCAUAAAAUUAACCCUAUUAUUUUUCUAUAACCUACAAACAAUCCUCAAAUUGUUCUAACCCAGCAGUUUUCAAUCUUUGUUUUUUUAAACUAUUAUCAAGGCUCUUAGACACACCAUUCAACUUUCAAAUAUUGAGGAAAAAGCUGUUUUAGUGUGUCCAAGUGUCCAAUAAUAUUAUGCUUUAUACCAGUGCAUAAUUGAUGAACUCCAUUUGAUAACGGUACCAAUAUCGAAAGUGAUUUACCGGUACUUACAUUUCCAAUGACUAUGUUGGUGGAAUCACACAAACAACAGUUUUAACAUUGGUUUUAUUCCUUGCAUCAAAAUCUUGUUGUAAACAAAUGAAUUUUUGCCACAUCGGUUGAAAACUGCUGCUUUAUACCAUUCACUCUAUUUGUGCUUUCAGCUCACCGUUUUAAGUUCUUUAUUAUUAAUUAUCUCAGUGUCAAUAUCAAGUGUCUUACAUAUUUUAUAUUAAAAUUAUAAUUUUUGUUUCACUCAAUCUGUCCUACCACUGAAGGGUUAAAGAGUUGAUUAGUUAAUUUAAUUAUUCUGUUAACAUUCAAACUUCACCCCUUUGAACUAGCCUGUCCACCACUAAGUUACUGACACUACUGGUACCGCUAGGGUCGAUAAAAUGGUCUUGUGCUUUACUUAUAAACCUAAUGAUUACAGUUUGUUGAAAUGUAAGUAAUUGAAAAUAUAUCAAUAAAUGUUGCAAUAAUCAAUUAGAAAUGUUACAAUAAGUUAAAUAAAUCAAAUGCAUAUUUUUUCAGAUAUUAUCAAUAAAUGUUACCGUGCUGAAGAGUACCAGUAUGUCAAAUUUCACACAGUUCCGCUAUACUUAGUAAACUAACUUAGUAUAAUUUAAAUAUACGUAAGUACAUUACCGACUUGUCUUGUACUAGUUGUACUGACACUCUGAUCUUCUUACAGUAUGUGGCAAUCCUAGGUUGGCUGGUAGCUGUAGCGACUGGUCUAGCUAUUGUGUACGGUAUCCAUGGUGACAUCAGUGGAGACAGUCCCACGAGUGUGGGUCUGGCAGCAUUCUACAAUGCUGUGUCCAGAUCAGCAUGGGCCGCCUGUGUGUCCUGGGUCAUCAUUGCCUGUGUGUCUGGCUAUGGGGGUAAGUACAGGGUCAUCUUUGCCUGUGUGUCUGGCUAUGGGGGUAAGGACAGGGUCAUCAUUGCCUGUGUGUCUGGCUAUGGGGGUAAGGACGGGGUCAUCAUUGCCUGUGUGUCUGGCUAUGGGGGUAAGGACAGGGUCAUCAUUGCCUGUGUGUCUGGCUAUGGGGGUAAGUACAGGGUCAUCAUUGCCUGUGUGUCCUUGCAAUGGUGUUAAGGACAGGGUCAUCAUUGCCUUUGUGUCUGGCUAUGGGGGUAAGGACAGGGUCAUCAUUGCCUGUGUGUCUGGCUAUGGGGGUAAGGACAGGGUCAUCAUUGCCUGUGUGUCUGGCUAUGGGGGUAAGGACAGGGUCAUCAUUGCCUUUGUGUCUGGCUAUGGGGGUAAGGACAGGGUCAUCAUUGCCUUUGUGUCUGGCUAUGGGGGUAAGGACAGGGUCAUCAUUGCCUGUGUGUCUGGCUAUGGGGGUAAGGACAGGGUCAUCAUUGCCUGUGUGUCUGGCUAUGGGGGUAAGUACAGGGUCAUCAUUGCCUGUGUGUCCUUGCAAUGGUGUUAAGGACAGGGUCAUCAUUGCCUUUGUGUCUGGCUAUGGGGGUAAGUACAGGGUCAUCAUUGCCUGUGUGUCUGGCUAUGGGGGUAAGUACAGGGUCAUCAUUGCCUGUGUGUCUGGCUAUGGGGGUAAGUACAGGGUCAUCAUUGCCUGUGUGUCCUUGCAAUGGUGUUAAGGACAGGGUCAUCAUUGCCUUUGUGUCUGGCUAUGGGGGUAAGGACAGGGUCAUCAUUGCCUUUGUGUCUGGCUAUGGGGGUAAGGACAGGGUCAUCAUUGCCUGUGUGUCUGGCUAUGGGGGUAAGGACAGGGUCAUCAUUGCCUGUGUGUCUGGCUAUGGGGGUAAGUACAGGGUCAUCAUUGCCUGUGUGUCCUUGCAAUGGUGUUAAGGACAGGGUCAUCAUUGCCUUUGCCUGUGUGUCUUUGCAAUGGUGUUGAGGACAGGGUCAUCUUUGCGUGUGUGUCCUUGCAAUGGUGUUAAGUACAGGGUCAGCAUGGCUUGUGUCCUUGCAAGGGUGUUAAGGACAGGGUCAUCAUUGCCUGUGUGUCUGGCUAUGGGGGUAAGGACAGGGUCAUCAUUGCCUUUGUGUCUGGCUAUGAUGUUAAGUACAGGGUCAUCAUUGCCUUUGUGUCUGGCUAUGGUGUUAAGGACAGGGUCAUUGCCUGUGUGUCUGGCUAUGUGAGGUAGAUGACUUAUAUUAUAAACUAGUCAUUUUCACCCACCAAAAAUGAUGUAAAUAAGUCAAUGGACUGUGUACAAUUUGAUACGACCUCUUGUGUGAAAUUUUUACAACUAAAAUUUUGUUAACAUUUCUGUGAAUGUAUUUUAUAGUUAAUUUCCUGUCUGAUAUUUUCAUGCAAUAAAUUUCAUGCAGUUUCAUGCAGUUUAACAGCCAAUUCUAGUCUAUAGCUCCCUUAGUGUGCAGAUUCAUGCAGUUUAAGAGCCAAUUCUAGUCUAUAGCUCCUUUAGUGUGACCAAAUGACUUUAUGAUACGAACAUAUUUAUGUGGUUGGGGGUCGCCACAACAUUAGAAACUGUUUUAAAGUGUCGCAGCAUUAGAAAGGUUGAGAACCACUGUUCUAGGGCUUAACCGAGUGCAGUUUUUUUUACACCAGGUCCAAGUGUUACAAGAGAAAAGUUAACUUCUCAUUUUCUGUAAUAAGUGUUGGGCUUUAAACAAUAGUCCAAUAGACAGUCCUCCACCCUACCUGUCAACCUUUAAACAAUAGUCCUACAGACAGGUCUAGACCCUACCUGCCAUAAUUUGAACUAUAGUCCUACAGACAGUCCUACACCCUACCUGUCAACCUUUAAACAAUAGUCCUACAGACAGGUCUAGACCCUACCUGCCAUAAUUUAAACUAUAGUCCUACAGACAGUCCUACACCCUACCUGCCGGCAUUUCAACUAAAAUAAACAAUAGUCCUACAGACAGUCUGCACCACAAUGCCUGUGGCUCUUCAUUGAUUCAUAUAGUAGUCCCCUCUGAACAAAUUCAACCUUCUAACCUGAGUUCAACCGUCACCCAUGAUGCUCACUGAUUGACAGCUUUUUGUUUUUUUUCACUGAGUAUCCACUAUAUAAAGCAUGCUGAGUAGGGGGGGAGGGGCCGGUUCUGCAAAGGAAGCAGCCACACCACAAGCAAAAUAUAUAUAAGAGACAAUGUAUACAUGAAUAUUUUCCAUGACCCAAACAAAGAAAAGUCUCUAUUUCAGGUCCCGUCAACACUCUCCUAUCCUGGUCCCCAUUUGUGACACUGGGUCGUCUGACCUAUAUGGCCUACUUGAUCCACCCUUGCCUUAUCUACGUCUAUUACCAGAAUCUGGAACAGCUCUACUACCUGUCAGACAGUAGUAUUGUAAGUUUACUGGUCAACAUAGACAGUAGUAUUGUAAGUUUACUGGUUAACAUGGCUUAUAAAAGCUGUACACUCAUGAGAGCAAUUACAAGUCAGCCUUUCACUUUCACACUUGAUAAAAAAAUAUAUUUUUGGUUAAAACCCUGACACACUAAAUUGUUUUUUAUCAAAUAAUAAUAAAAUGCUGCUUUUUCUUUCAGGUGAUAACAUUCUGUGGUCUAUUGCUGUGUACCUAUCUUAUAUCAUUUGUUCUGAUGUUAGCCUUUGAGUCUCCUAUGAUUGGACUAGAGAAAACAUUUUUACAUAAGAAACACAAAGAAUAGGCAAGUACGGGUACUUGGUUUCAACUUUCAACUAUACUGUUGUAUUAUAGAUUAUUAGUGCCAAAGAUUACAUCAAAUGAAAAUUAUAUUUUUAAAAUUAUAACUUUUUUCUCUUGACAUUAUCCGGAAUUAUUCCAGCUACUGUAACUGCUAAAUUUCUAUCCAUGGCCUGUAUGAAUAUAAAACAUGAUUAGAAUAAAAUAUAAUUGUAUUUUAAUAGAAUGACUUAGAUCAAAGAGCCCUUCACUGCUACAGCAGCUGUCUGCAGCUCAGUGAGACAAUGUUGUGCGGUGUGAGAUCACAGAUAUGUAUCAAGACAUUACCCAAUUACUCAAGUCCCAGAAAUAAAAGUGCAAAUACAAUAUUAUACAAAGGCAGAUCUUGCCAACAGCUUAUUAUUUUCAAUAUAACUAUUUUUAAAAAUAGAAUUUUAAUUUUUGUAACAAUUUUUUUAAUGACAAUUAAAUUUAAAUAUAAUAUAUGAACUAUAUGUUGCCUUGUUUAAAAUGACUAAAUAUUCUUGGUUUGACACUGCUAAAUAUUCUUGGUUUGAUAUUGCUAAAUAUUCUCGGUUUGACAUUGCUAAAUACUCUUGGUUUGACAUUUGCUAAAUAUUCUUGUUUAGACAAUGCUAAAUGUUCUUGAGAAUGUUGCCUGGUUUUUGUAGUCAUCAAAUGUUAUACCGGUAUAGUGUGUAAGUAAGAGCAUCAGCAUAAUACGGUACCCGGUACUAUAGAAGUGUGGAGAGUACUUAGAAGUACUUAGAGUACAUCAUUGUACUUAGAAGACUGAAGUUCAUCUUGUAUUAUUAUUUAUAUUUAUACAAUAAGUUAUUGACAUCAGUCAAUCAAAAAUGUCAAACUAAAGGUUUUAACUUGAAGAGAUUUUUAUAAGAAAUUUGCAAAAAAAUUCAUUAAAUCUUUGUGAUGAUUGUAAUCUUAUGGGAUUCAGUGUAUUCAGCUAUAAACCAUUUUUACAUGUGGUCCAAUAUUUUUUACCAUUUUGAAAAAUAUGUCUAAUACACAGUACCCAGGCACUCUUAGAAAAUUUGUUCAUUACUGUUUUCACAUCUUACAAAUAUUACCUGACAUGAUAUUUUGUUUAAUGUAAUUGUAUAUUUUUAUGCUGAAUUUAUAGAAAGUAAAUUUUUUACAAAAAUUAAAUUCUUGUAAUGCAUGUCUGGAAUGCUCUUACCAUGGGUACAGGAUGGUACCGGUACCUACUACUUUUCUUGUACAACUCUUGUCCAUGAGUGAAUUGAUGGAGUAGUUUAUUAACCCUCGAACUGUGGUUGGCCGAAAAAAUCGGCCAAUAUUCUUGUUCUGUACUGUGGCGGCCAAAAAAAUCGGCCGAUAAAAAACAUGGUCCGAUAGAAACUUUUAAUCCAAUAUUUAACUGGAAUCAUAGCCACUUCCUUUUAUUCAUAAUUAAAUCAACUUCCGGGUCACACUGUUUCUUGAUAACUUAACAAUUUAAGUACUUUUUAAUCAGAUUUUAUAUCGCUGUUUUUUAAAACCUAUAAUGGCUGAAGCUAUGGCUGGGCCUUCAGUGCGAGAACUAAUAUAUAUAUUUUUGAAAGCUUUUUGGGAAAGGGUUUAAGUGAUACUGAUGAUGAUUUUAACAUUCUCCUUGACAUCUCAGUUCAGAUUCUUCUUCUCGUGAAUCUGAUAAUAGUCUUAGUACUCUUAGUGAUACUGAAGUAGGCCUACUGUUAGACUUCGAGCCAGACCCGGAGGUUGGGCAAGGACUGACUGAAUUUUAGUCACAGAAGCUACAGAUUAUAAGAUCAGAACUAAUAAUUUUUAAACAACCCAAAUCAGUUCCACAGUUCCCUUUUAAAUGUUUACUAGUCCUUAAUAACUAUUUUGCCUGAGAUUUUGUAUGUUGUACUUGGUUUUAGUUGUGGUCCCAGUUUCUUAAAUUUAAAUGACCUAAAAUUACUAAAAUUCCUUUCAGAGGUUUAAUUGUAAUCAAAACCUGAAUUGACUACCACAUUUGUAUGAGUACCGGUAUUUUAAUGUAAUCUAUAAAAAUUAAUUAUGUUAUGAGCACUUGAAAAGCAAGACAUUUAGUUGAUUUUUUUUUCUUCAGCACUCCAAGGUCAAGGACACUGAACAAAAUUUUAUUACGGGUGGGCAAUGUAGCCAACUUUAUCCCAUCCAUUUACCUUUCUAAAAAUAUAUGCUUAUUGGGGUCUUGUAUCAAUAUUUCUAUGCCAUUUAAUGCUAUUUCUAAAGGCACUCUAAAAGCCCUGAAAACCUCCCACACUUCUAUUGCUGCCCACAGAUACUACCUACCAGCUAAGUGCUAUUUCUUAUUUUUAUACCGUUUUUUUCUGUUGUUUUGUUCGCUGAAGAAGGCUUUCUGCUGACAUGUUCGCUGUUUUGUUGCGUUUAUUUUUUCAGGUCUAACCCUACUCUGUUUUACUCAUUUUAUUUUCCCACACUACAGAAUGAUAUAUGCCACAGUUCAAGGGUUAAAAUGUUGAUGGAUUCUCAUGGUGGGGGGGGGGUGUCUUGGAAUGCCAUAAUUUAUUUGUAUGACAGUGGUACCGUACAGUACUUGUUCUUUAUCUUAUAUUUACCAGUAUGUUGUUUUUCUUCUUUUUUUUUCCCCCACUUCAGAAUGUUAUUUGCCACAGUUUCAGGGUUUAAAUGUUGAUGGAUUCUCGUGGGGGGGGGGGGGUGUCUUGGAAUGCCAUAAUUUAUUUGUAUGACAGUGGUACCGUACAGUACUUGUUCUUUAUCUUAUAUUUACCAGUAUGUACUGUAAUGUUUUCUUUCUCAUAUACCAUACCUUACAGUUUUCUAUCUAAUAUACCAGUACAGUACCAUACUUGUGCCCUUAUGUACAGUAUGGAACGGUAUAUUAUACAUGGAUAUUUAGUUACUGGGUAUGUUGACAAUUGGACCAAAGAUAUACUAAGACUAGCUACCGGUAUUCACAAACUGUUUGUUCGUUGACAUCUGUACCAAAGAAAGACAAGAUAGAUAUAUUUAAAAUUGUUACCUGUAACUGACUAUUUUGUUGAGAGACCAUGACUUGUCCCACUUGUGAUAUAUCGAAUAUCACAGGACAUCAUUUAAGUUUAGGCAUUCAUUCCAUAUCCAUAUUUUAAAAAAAUUUUAGUUUUUUUUAACUGAUAUUUAUAUCCUUGCAAUAUUUAUUAUCUAUAUACUGUGUACAGUUCUGUAUUUUCUAUGGUGUAUAUUUUUCUGCCACUGAUGAGUUGUCUGUGAGUAACACAAACCAAGUGAAUGCUUAACAUCAAAAGUUGAUUUCAAAUAAUGCACCAUACCCAGAACAUGUACUAGUAUAGGUACUGUACUGUACCUUAAUCAAAAUUGUUAAAAGCUGUGACAAUAAUCAAUAAACAAAUAUUGUUUAACGUUGUGUUACAACAUUUUGAAAUUACAAAUGGUGUCUGAUUUAGAUGCAAGGUGAAUAAAAUAUAUGAAAGAGAAA